This is a messenger RNA of Marasmius oreades (fairy-ring Marasmius), 781 nucleotides long. RefSeq lists its product as uncharacterized. NCBI's taxonomy places the organism in Eukaryota, Fungi, Basidiomycota, Agaricomycetes, Agaricales, Marasmiaceae. The record is from RefSeq and is a predicted model, not a curated record. The transcript has 3 exons. The coding region runs from base 56 to 781 and encodes 241 amino acids.
UGGUUUUCUCAUUGUUCGCCAUGAUCUGAUUCCGGCUGGUUCCACUCUGAUUUCGAUGCCUCAUAAACGAGCUAAGAGGUCUGUGAGAGAGAAACAGCGUUCAGAAAGAGGACAUGACCUACCACCCACCAAAACAAAACAACACGAUGAAGAUAUACCGAAAUCUGCGGCUAGGGUCUUUAAUGCAUUGAAAAUUCGAGAGGAGUUCCAUAAAAAGAGAAAAAGAGAGUUGGAAGGUGGUGGUAUUGAGAGAGACGACGGUUCGAAGAAAAAACGGAAAAAGAAAGACGAAAAGGGAAUAGAGAAGGUUUCAGGGAUUCUACCUGGGGAAUCGUUACAGCAUUAUAACAAACGAGUUGAAGACAAUAUGCGACCACUCGUACGAAGCGCUGUGAAAACAUCGCUGGCCACCAUGAGAGGAGCCGCGAAGCACCAACGACCAGACCAAAUAGAGAAGGGAGAAAAGAAGGAUAGAAACAAGGAGAGUCAGAAGGAAGAGCUUACCCCAAUAUCGAUCGACAAACAUGCCAACAAACCGAAAGAAUUCCAAAUUCUGUCGACCUCUGCACCCAGGAGGCUCAAUGAUAUCGUCCAGGCACCACCAGUGAUGCCUCGACUGAAAGGUGCUGAGAAGAUCCAAGCCAAAUCCACAGGUGGUUCUACUGGGAGUGCUGUACUAUCGAUGGCGCAGAAAAUGAUGAUGGAACAGGAGAGAGAGAAGGCCAUCAAGAGAUACAGGGAGAUGAAGUCUGAGAAGAGAAAGGGGUUUGAAGGAGAAUGA